Messenger RNA from Scylla paramamosain (green mud crab), 2403 nucleotides. RefSeq lists its product as uncharacterized. The record is from RefSeq and is a predicted model, not a curated record. Lineage: Eukaryota; Metazoa; Arthropoda; Malacostraca; Decapoda; Portunidae. The coding region runs from base 355 to 735 and encodes 126 amino acids. The transcript is spliced from 7 exons.
CCAGAGAAGAAAGAAAACGAGAUGUCUUUCUUUGUCAUUCCCAAGUGUAGCUGCGUUGGAGUCGGACGUGGUGCGUGGCGUGCGUUUGUGUGCGUUUUAUAAGGUCCUGUGCGUGUUGUGAUGAGCAGAGUUCACAAGAGAGGAAGACCAAAGGGCAAAAAACAAAUACAGGAAAAAAAGGCCCGCUAUCUGUUUCCACAUAAGAGGGAAGGAUACUAAAGAAAAAAGCUCGUGCAUAUGUGAAGACUUCCGAGAAUACAAACAUACACACCUGCACCUUUGGAAAGCAACAGGUGUAUAAGUGUAUCUCAUGUGUGUCUGUUUUGCUAUUUCUGCUCCGACGCGCAAAGGAUAAUGAGUGACACGGCUCAAAACUGUACGCUGAAUGUGAGAAACACGACGACUGCCACCACCACCACCACCACCACUACCACCACCACCACACAUCCCAUCACCAUCACGUGCUACAUCGUUACAUUUCCGUUUGGCGCCUUUCCUGCUGCUGAUCGGGGUGCUGGUGAGCGUGGCGUGUGUCUUGCUGCGUGUCUCAGUCUUGCUCCUGCCACGCUUUCUGAUAGAGGGUCGGUCGAAGAGAAAGGCAAAAAAACGGAAAAAAAUGGAGAACGGACGGAGAGGCGGGCGGACAGACCACAACCAAAAUGGAAAAAGAGAAAGAGACAGGAAAAAGAGAGAAAAUGUCCACGAUCGAGAGUGACACUUUCUUUCCUCCUGUGACAAAGAGCGUUGGAGAAUACAGUGAUUGGCGUCCAGGGAAUAGCUUCUUUUAUGUACUGGUAUUGACGGGGAGUGACAAAUGAAUGUGGUAGUUGUGAUUAUUGUACGGCAUUUAUGAGGUUUUUGAACAAGGCGACUGGGUUGGUAUUUGUUAGCGUGCAACGGAAUGUGUGGUUUUUAUUUCUCUUGUUUGUUGUUCUUGAAUGUUUUGUUGGUAGUGUUUUUAUUAUUAUUGUUGUUGGUGAUACUGUUGGUGCCCCUGCUUCUGUUUCUUCUUCUUCUUUUUCCUCUUUUAUUAUUACUACUACUACUACUGCUGCUACUAAUGUUUUUUUUUCUUUUUUUUUCUUCUUCAGUAACAGUAUCACAUCCUACCUCUAAUAUUCCCAGUAUUGCCAACAUUCCUUUUCAUAUUGCUCCUACUAUCACUACUAUCACCACCACCACCACUAUUACUACUACUACUACUACUACUACUACUACUACUACUACUACUACUAUUACUACACGCGUAAUAAAUAACACCAAAGCCAAUAUUCUGAGACCCACCACCACCACCACCACCACCACCACCACCACCACCACCACCACCACUACCUGAGUCGAGGACGUAAACGAGAAAGAAAAUGUAUGGGGGAGUCACUACUUUUAAGGCCUUGUGAAAGAUAAAUGAGCUGCCUUCUUUUGUAGUGAAUUAGUUACUCUCUCUCUCUCUCUCUCUCUCUCUCUCUCUCUCUCUCUCUCUCUCUCUCUCUCUCUCUCUCUCUCUCUCUCUCUCUCUCUCUCUCUCUCUCUCUCUCUCUCUCUCUCUCUCUCUCUCUCUUUUGAAAUACUAAAGUUUACCCUUUCCACUCGCCCCGGCCCCCCAUCUCUUCGUUUUCUGUGAAGUUAAGAAAUGUGUAUAAUUAAGUGUUUUAUUUUGCCCGCACCUCUUAUUAACUUGCCUUCUGUUGGCGUUGAAAAAUGAGACUCACCUUUUUUUUUCCCCUCGUUUUAUUCUUCAAGGUUUAAAUGUAGAAGAUUACUCAAGUGCUUUAUUAUAACGUAAGGUAAUUUUCUCCCAAGUCUGAAGGAAAGCUGGUCUUGAGGAUUUUUCACUGAGAUGAGCAACACAGUACCACUUGGAAAAAAAAAAAAAAAAACGCUACCCAGUACAACACAAAAAAAAAAAAAGAAAAAAAAAGUAGAUAUUAAAAAAAAAUAAAUAAAACUGAAGAUGAAAACCGUUAUUAAUUUUAAAAGUUGCUGGGGCGCGGAACAAAGAGGAAAUGUCCAGGACAGAGUUAUAAAAAGAAAUACAAUACCCAGUACAAUAAAUUGAAAAAAAAAACGUAGAAAUUAAAAAAAAGUAACAAGACUCAAUAUCACAGCCAUUAUUAAUUUCAGAAGUGGCUGGACUUCAGAACAAAGAAGAAAUGUCAAGCAGUUGGUUGUGAUUAAGGACAGGCGUGUCAUAUUUUAAGGAAAAGGUUAAAGGCAAGGUGUGUCAGAUUGUAAGGAAAAAGUUAAAGGCAGGGUGGGGAAGGGACAGCUCCACUAAACUCUUCAGGAAUAUUAAUGUAGAUGGAUUUUGUGUCUACCCAAUAGUAUUCGAGCUUCGUUGUGACGUCAGAGGAAGGAGUCUUAGUAAUGGUUAGCUUAAGUUUGUCUUCAUUAUAGUUAACUUUU